CGCAGUGCGCGAGGCGGAUGUCCGGGCCGGCUGGGCCGGGGCGGCGGACGAGAUGGCGGAAGGCCGAGGCUGCCGUGAGCGACCGGAUGUGGAGACCCAGAAGUCGGAGCUCGGAGCCUUGAUGAGCACCACGCUGCAACGCGGGGCGCAGUGGUACCUUAUUGACAGCCGGUGGUUCAAGCAAUGGAAGAAGUAUGUGGGCUUUGAUAGCUGGGAUAUGUACAAUGUGGGUGAACAUAACUUGUUUCCUGGACCGAUAGACAACUCUGGACUCUUUUCAGAUCCUGAGAGUCAGACCUUGAAGGAACACUUGAUUGAUGAACUGGAUUAUGUGUUGGUCCCCACUGAGGCCUGGAAUAAAUUACUAAAUUGGUAUGGCUGUGUGGAAGGCCAGCAACCCAUUGUCAGAAAAGUUGUGGAGCAUGGCCUGUUUGUCAAACACUGUAAAGUGGAAGUGUAUUUGCUGGAAUUGAAGCUCUGUGAGAACAGUAACCCCACCAAUGUGCUGAGUUGCCAUUUCAGCAAGGCAGACACCAUUGCAACCAUCGAGAAGGAGAUGCGGAAGCUGUUCAACAUCCCUGCAGAGCGUGAAACACGGCUCUGGAACAAAUACAUGAGCAACACCUAUGAGCAGUUGAGCAAGCUAGACAACACGAUCCAGGAUGCUGGGCUCUACCAGGGUCAGGUGCUAGUAAUUGAGCCCAAAAAUGAAGAUGGUACAUGGCCCAGGCAGACCCUUCAGUCAAAAUCAAGCACUGCGCCUAGCAGAAAUUUUACUACCUCUCCAAAAUCAUCAGCAAGUCCCUAUUCCUCAGUGUCUGCCUCUCCUAUUGCAAAUGGUGAUAGCACUAACACCUCUGGGAUGCACAGUUCCGGUGUCAGCAGGGGUGCAUCUGGCUUCUCUGCUUCGUAUAAUUGUCAGGAUCCUCCAUCGUCGCAUAUACAGCCUGGCCUCUGUGGACUCGGAAACCUGGGAAACACCUGCUUCAUGAACUCUGCUUUGCAGUGCCUGAGCAACACUGCACCAUUGACCGAGUACUUUCUCAAGGAUGAAUAUGAGGCUGAAAUCAACAGAGACAACCCUCUGGGAAUGAAAGGGGAGAUUGCAGAGGCCUAUGCAGAACUGAUUAAGCAGAUGUGGUCUGGAAGGGACUCUCAUGUGGCACCUCGCAUGUUCAAAACCCAAGUGGGACGUUUUGCCCCUCAGUUUUCUGGCUAUCAGCAACAAGACUCUCAGGAGCUGUUAGCCUUCAUUCUAGAUGGAUUGCAUGAAGACCUGAACCGGGUAAAGAAGAAACCCUACUUGGAGCCAAAGGAUGCCAGUGGGCGGCCGCAUGAGGUGGUGGCAAAGGAAGCCUGGGAGAAUCACAGGUUGAGGAAUGAUUCUGUGAUUGUGGACACUUUCCAUGGCCUCUUCAGAUCUACUUUGGUUUGUCCAGAAUGUACCAAAGUUUCUGUGACUUUUGACCCAUUUUGCUAUCUAACUCUCCCACUGCCCUUGAAGAAGGAUCGAAUCAUGGAGGUCUUCCUGGUUCCUGCUGAUCCUCAGUGCAGACCUACCCAGUACCGUGUGACUGUGCCACUGAUGGGAGCAGUGUCUGACCUGUGCGAGGCUCUUUCCAGGCUGUCUGGUGUUGCUGCAGAAAACAUGGUGGUCACAAAUGUGUAUAAUCAUCGGUUCCACAAAAUUUUCCAAAUGGAUGAAGGUUUAAGUCACAUCAUGCCUCGGGAUGACAUUUUUGUGUAUGAGGUCUGCGGUACUUCCAUGGACGGCUCAGAGUGUAUCACUCUUCCAGUCUACUUCAGGGAGAGGAAGUCCAGGUCACCAAGUACUUCUUCCGGGGCAGUGCUCUAUGGACAGCCACUUCUGGUUUCUGUCCCUAAGCACAAGCUAACCCUCGAGUCUUUGUACCAGGCUGUUUGUGAUCGUAUCAGCCGCUAUAUAAAACAGCCUUUGCCUGACAAGUUUCUCAGCUCGCCCUUGGAGCCGGGGGCCUGCAAUGGCUCCAGGGGCAGCUAUGAAGGAGAUGAGGAAGAAAUGGAGCAUCAGGAAGAAGGCAGAGAACAGCUUUCAGAAACAGAAGGCAGUGCUGAGGACGAGCAGGGCGAUGACCUUAAUGAGACCACCCGAAAGGUCAAAGGCCAGACAAGCCGAAAAAGGCUUUUUUCCUUCAGUCUUGUGAACUCAUAUGGAACUGCUGAUAUAAAUUCACUUGCUACUGAUGGGAAACUACUCAAACUCACCUCUCGAUCCACACUGGCCAUUGACUGGGACAGUGAGACCCGGAGCCUUUACUAUGAUGAGCAAGAAUCUGAGGCCUGCGAGAAGCACGUGAGCAUGCUGCAGCCACAGAAGAAGAAGAAAACCGCGGUGGCCCUGAGAGAGUGCAUCGAGCUCUUCACCACCAUGGAGACGCUUGGGGAGCACGACCCCUGGUAUUGUCCCAAUUGUAAGAAGCACCAGCAGGCAACAAAGAAGUUUGACCUGUGGUCCUUGCCCAAGAUCCUGGUGGUCCACCUCAAACGCUUCUCCUACAACAGAUACUGGAGAGAUAAGCUUGACACAGUCGUAGAAUUCCCAAUCAGAGGUCUGAACAUGUCCGAGUUUGUCUGUGACCCGUCAGCAAGGCCUUACGUUUACGACCUCAUUGCCGUGUCCAAUCACUACGGAGCCAUGGGGGUUGGCCAUUACACGGCGUAUGCAAAGAACAGACUUAAUGGGAAGUGGUAUUACUUUGAUGACAGCAGUGUGUCCCUGGCCUCUGAGGAUCAGAUAGUGACGAAAGCGGCUUAUGUGUUGUUUUACCAGCGCCGGGAUGAGGAGUAUUACAAGGCCCCUCCAGAGUCUCCAGACAGAGGGACGAGGCCGAGCAGCUCACAGCAGGCCUUGGGUGAUGGUGAGGCUUGCAGCAUGGACACUAACUGACGCUGACUCUGUGACCCUGCUACCCCACAGCACCGGUGUCAUCCCCCCACCCCCCUGGAGAAUGUCUUUGGCACCCAGCAGACUGCUCAUGUUCAUUCUAAAACCAGAUGAGGAGAUCCUUUCUCUUAAGAGAAGAGAAAAAAAAAGACCAUUUUCUCAUUAGGGUUAUGUCAAGAGGCUGAAUUAUUUUUCUUUGUAAACAGGUGGUGAGAAUAAAGCCUGUGGAGCUGACUGGGGUGGGGGGUGUUGGGUGAAGUGUGAUGCACAAUGGAGUAUGUGGAUUCCCAAGAAUAAAGAGGAACACCCUGUGAUUGAGUACCACGACACCACAGACCCACCUGCAGGGCUGGGCUGAACUCCUGGGGGUUUGUUUUGGUGCCCAUACUGGUUACCCCAAUAGUCUGGCCACAGUAAAAUGAGCCUCAAGUAAA
Messenger RNA from Jaculus jaculus (lesser Egyptian jerboa), 3357 nucleotides. RefSeq names its product ubiquitin specific peptidase 4 (gene Usp4). Gene Ontology annotation, biological process: protein deubiquitination. The coding region runs from base 53 to 2926 and encodes 957 amino acids. Gene Ontology annotation, molecular function: cysteine-type deubiquitinase activity. The record is from RefSeq and is a predicted model, not a curated record. The transcript has 22 exons. NCBI's taxonomy places the organism in Eukaryota, Metazoa, Chordata, Mammalia, Rodentia, Dipodidae.